UUGCCUGGGACUGCUGUGUGGAAGCAGGGAGCAGCGAAGGGGUCCUCCUCCUCUUCUCGGCUUGUAGCUUUAUGGAGGCGCGUUUCACUCCUCCACAUGCAUGGGACUAAAGGACUGGACUUUACCGGUGAACUAACCUGUACUAAUGCAGAACCGAGCCGCAGCUCAGCCAGCUUAAGAACAGUCCUCUUAAGGAGGAAUGCCAGCUCCUGAGCAGAGCACAGUGACGGAGGAGGGGCUUCUGCUGACCAUCCGCGACAGAUCAACUGGUCGCAACAUGGAGGCUGAAAACACCGCCAACAACAUCCUGGCAUCGGUCAAGGAACAGGAGCUGCAGUUUGAGCGGCUAACCAGGGAGCUGGAAGUGGAGAGGCAGAUUGUGGCCAAUCAGCUGGAAAGAUGCAGACUCGGGGACGAGUCGCCAGGCGCUGGUAGCAGCAGCUCGUCUGAGAAGUCCCUGCCCUGGAGGACUGCAGAUGCCUCAGCCUUGGGGGACACCAAGUCUCGGAUGACUGACAGCUCCCAGUCGCCCAGCUACCGCAUCAGGACCGAGUCAGAGCAGGUGUACUCCCCGGAGCAGUCCUCCCUCCAUGAAAGUGAGGGGUCCACAGGGAAUUCCCGUAGCUCGACUCAGAUGAACUCCUACUCGGACAGUGGCUACCAGGAUGCCAGCAGUGGCUAUGUCAGCAGCCAGAACCUGGGCAAGGCUGAGCUGAGAAUGCAGCACUCCUUCCCUGGCGCCGGCACUGGUACCCUGUUGAGGAACGCCAGGGCUGAGGGCCAGGCUUCAACGCAGGUUCCAGCAGCGACAGCAGCAGUGCCAGGACGUGCUAUGCGGAGGGUAAGCUCAGUGCCUUCUCGCUCUCACUCACCAGCCUAUGCCAGCAGUAUAUCCCCCUCCCGAGGCUCCCUGCGUACCCCAGUUGGAAGUUCCUACGGCUCCCCCAUCGUAACGGAACCCAAACCCCUCUCCAGCAUCUUCUCCACGACCUUGCCCUCUCAGCGCACCAGUAACACUGGCGUCGGGGGCAGUAUUUCACCCUACUCUACGCAAAAAAACUCCCCCGCUGCACUGCGACGCAUGGGCUCCACGAACUCCCGAUCGGGCAGCGCAAGCCGCACAACCUCACCUUAUCAGGCAUCAGCGGGUUCGUCAUCAGGUCGCAUGGGCUCGCCUCUGACAAUGGCGGACGGCAUCAACCCUCCACUGACGAAGCAGCUCACGCACUCAUCGUCCCCGGUCAGGGCCAGUAUGACUGCGGUGCCCCAGCACUACAGCUCCACUCUGCCCCGCUCCAUGAUCCAAAACACGGACCCCUACGGACCCCAGAGUUAUGACAUAUAUGAGAGGAUGACGCGACCUGACAGCCUAACAGACGCCUUGGUUGAUGAUGAGGUUCAAGGAAUGCGGAGCUCAUAUGCCAGUCAGCACAGCCAGCUGGGCCAGGACUUAAGGUCAGCCAUGUCCCCAGACCGCCACAUUGCCCCAAUCUACGAGGAUCGGACGUUUCAGGGCCCGCUGUACCGCAGCCCGAGCCACAACCAGCAGGGCACCCUCUACAGGAGCACCUCAGGUGUGGGAAGUCUCAAGCGGUCAGCCAGCCAGCGCAGUGCCAUGAUCUACCAAAGAAACAACUACGCUCUUAACACAACAGCAAACUACGCUGAUCCCUACCGCACAGCAACGUACAGGCCCUCUGAUCCAAACUACACUCGCCAGCCUGUUGUCAUGGACGAUGGUGCUACCCGCUCUCCCUCCAUAGACAGCAUUCAGAAGGAUCCCAGGGAGUUUGCUUGGCGUGACCCCGAGCUGACAGAGGUGAUCCACAUGCUGCAGCACCACUUCCCCUCAGUGCAGGCAAACGCAGCUGCUUACCUGCAGCACCUGUGCUAUGGUGAUAAUCGAAUUAAAGCUGAGGUGUGUCGACUGGGAGGAAUUAAACAUCUGGUGGAUCUGCUAGACCACAAGGUUCUUGAAGUUCAGAAGAACUCUUGUGGAGCUCUGAGAAACCUGGUUUAUGGCAAAGCCAUGGACGAAAACAAGACGGCUGUGAGGAACGCAGGAGGAAUCCCAGCUCUGCUCCGCCUGCUCAGGAAGACUGUCGAUGCAGAAGUGAGGGAGCUUGUCACAGGGGUGCUGUGGAACCUGUCGUCAUGUGACAACGUCAAGAUGACAAUCAUUCGGGACGCCUUAACGACUCUGACCAACACUGUGAUCAUCCCUCACUCUGGAUGGAGCAGCUCGACCUUUGACGAUGACCACAAGCUGAAGUUUCACUCCUCCCUCGUGCUGAGGAACACCACAGGCUGUUUGAGGAAUCUGAGUUCAGCUGGUGAAGAAGCCAGAAAACAGCUGCGCUCUUGUGAGGGUCUGGUUGACUCACUACUCUACGUCAUCAAAGCCUGUGUAAACACCUCUGACUUCGACAGCAAGAUUGUGGAGAACUGUAUUUGCACUCUAAGAAACCUGUCAUAUCGUCUGGAGCUGGAGAUACCGCCAUCCCGACUGACGGGGGGGCAAGAGCUGGAUGGCUUAUUGGGCAGUGAGUCUCCCAGUAAAGAGAUGGACUCAAGUUGCUGGGGCAGGAAGAAAAAGAAGAAAAAAAAGAGCUUGACUGAAGACACAUGGGACGGUGUUGGACCAAUCCCAGGCUUCUCUAAGUCUCCCAAGGGGGCAGAGAUGCUAUGGCACCCUGCGGUGGUGAAGCCCUAUUUGACAUUGCUGGCUGAGAGCUCAAAUCCCGCCACCCUGGAGGGCGCCGCUGGAUCCCUUCAGAACCUGUCAGCCGGCAACUGGAAGUUUGCAGCAUACAUUCGUGCAGCAGUGCGCAAGGAGAAGGGACUGCCCAUCCUCGUAGAGCUGUUGCGGAUGGAUAACGACAGGGUGGUAUGUUCGGUUGCCACUGCACUGAGAAACAUGGCACUGGAUGUAAGGAACAAAGAGCUCAUAGGGAAGUAUGCAAUGAGGGACCUGGUCAACCGUCUCCCUGGGGGGAACACCACCCUGCUGUCGGACGAGACUGUGGCGGCCAUCUGUUGCACCCUGCACGAGGUCACCAGCAAGAACAUGGAGAACGCCAAGGCCCUGGCUGAUACGGGCGGCAUCGAGAAGCUGGUCAACAUCACCAAGGGCAGAGGAGACAGGUACUCCAUGAAGGUGGUUAAAGCAGCUGCUCAGGUGCUGAACACACUGUGGCAGUACCGGGAUCUACGUACUAUUUAUAAGAAAGAUGGAUGGAACCAAAACCAUUUCCUCACUCCUGUGUCAACACUUGAACGAGACCGCUUCAAGUCCCAGCCCACCCUCCCUACCAGCACUAUUCAGAUGUCCCCAGUCAACCACCCUGCUGCCAGUGCCACGUCGUCUCCUGCCAUGCUGGGCAUCAAAGAGCAUAGAGACCCUAUCAGAGAUUAUCAGAGAGCACAGUCAACUAUGCAAUUUUAUAAUUACCAAGGGGACAACAGCAUACAUAAAAACCAGUAUACAGGGUCUGCAAAGCCUUCUCCAUAUUACUACCCAUCCCCGACCCGAGAGGAGCCCAGAAGAACACAGCCGAUGUAUUUUACAGACGAGCAGAGCAGGAGGAACUACGAUACAUACAGGAUGUACGUGCAGCACCCACAUGGCUACGACGACCCAUACCUAGAGGAGGUCAUUACCUACCCGCCCACAGUGGACUACAGCUCCACACCUCAUGGACUUAAAACCACCACCAACUACGUGGACUUUUACGCUAGCACACGGAGGCCUUCCUACAGGGCGGAGCAGUACCCGGGCUCGCCAGACUCCUGGGUAUAGGUCUGAAGGUGCUCCUUUGUCGAGAUCAACAACACCCUUUUUACUCCUCAGUGCUGGGAGGAGGGUGUUUCUCCAGCCUUCAGCGGGCGAGGAGGAGCAGGAAACACAAACAAACUGACAAACCUUUUCAUGAACUUGGCUUUAUAAGUGUGUUUGUUUUAAAGUGAAUGUGCGAGGAUGGAGGGGAGUUCAGCAGAGCGAUAACAGAUGGAAAGAUGGAAUGUGUGCCAAAGAAGGAAACAAAGGAAUGUUUUUUUAAAUUAUUUUUUAUUUAGUUGAACAAGAUGGAAUCAUGCUUUGGAGGGGAGGGGCGUCUGUUGAGGGCAGAUACUGGACAUUACGGUGAUGAGGCGUGCGUCCUGAUCUGUGUAGAUGUUAGUUUUUAUUUCUUUAUGAAAUCUUAGCUGUGAUAGCAUGGUGAAAGGCGUGAGUCAUGUGUGCGAGGGUCAGCGAAAAGAAUCAAGAUGGGGAAUGUGUAUGUGCCGAAGCCAAUAUGGAUCAUGAACUCAUAUCUGUAAAAAGAAAUAAUAGUAAAAACAUGAUGUUAGAUUGUACAGAGGGAACAAGUUGUAUCUGUACUUAUUGUCAAAGCUGUGUAAUGCCAUCAAGUCUUGUACAUUUCUUUCAUUCUCUUGUAAAUACAGAAAAAAACCCAUGUUACCUGGUUUACACUCAUCAGCACUGGUUAAAAAAAGAAACUUGUGCCAUGUUAAAUCUCUAUAGAUAUAUAAAUAUAAGAAGAAAAAAGUGAACAAAGAUGGCAGCAUAACACAACCACACUAAAAUAAUAAAAGGUCAGUUUUGUUUUUUAAA
This is a messenger RNA of Labrus mixtus (cuckoo wrasse), 4612 nucleotides long. RefSeq names its product plakophilin-4-like. Lineage: Eukaryota; Metazoa; Chordata; Actinopteri; Labriformes; Labridae. The transcript has 23 exons. Gene Ontology annotation, molecular function: cadherin binding. The record is from RefSeq and is a predicted model, not a curated record. Gene Ontology annotation, biological process: cell-cell adhesion; cell-cell junction assembly. Bases 200 to 3799 code for a protein of 1199 amino acids. Gene Ontology annotation, cellular component: adherens junction; nucleus; plasma membrane.